Molecule: messenger RNA, 5437 nt
Organism: Manduca sexta (tobacco hornworm)
Lineage: Eukaryota; Metazoa; Arthropoda; Insecta; Lepidoptera; Sphingidae
Exons: 1
Coding region: 2139-4013 (624 amino acids)
Source: RefSeq, a predicted model, not a curated record
CUACUAUUUUUAUAACGGAAAACUUUAGCCUGAAAAACUUUAUAACGCGGGCGGAGCCGCGAGCAAAAGCUAGUUUUCAAUAUUUUUUAUGCAUAUCACAUAGUCAAUUAUUUUUGAGAUGAACCGAAUUAGAUUUAUACUAUAUUUAUAUACAAAAUAAGUAGUAACACUUGACUCUGCUUUGUAUCGAUUGCAAUUAUGGGGUUUACGUAUAAAUAUCACACGACUUUCCUAAGGUCUUUUAAAAUAUAUAUAUACUGUACUGAACUUAAAACAUAAGUUAACCAUUAUAUUACAAAAAAGUGCUUUUUACUUUUACUAUCAUUGGAGACUUAAGUCUUACACAGUCAAUUUACAGUAUUAAAUACGGUAUACAAGCCUUGCAUUCCACUUUACUGGCUUUAAAUUUCAACUACUUAUUUAAAAUCUAAAAUGAAUAGCACAAAAAUGUACUAAUUUCUACUUAAUUGGGCCCUUUUGGCUACAUUGUUAUGUACUGAUCAACAAUUGACUUGCUUUUAAACUGACCUGAAAGUAAUCACGUAUAGUUUAGAGCUCUUUUAUCUUAAAAAAAAAUAGAAGGUUUAGAGAACAAUAACUAAAGUUACUAACUGCAGGCCUGUCAUAAAAAAUAGCGUCAGCUGUACCAAUAUAAUAACAAUUAGUCUUACUUAUAAACUUAUUUUAGCGUUAAAAGGUGGUUAAGAAUUUCUUAGCUUUCAAAACAUCACCGAUUCCGAGUUUAAACCUCAUUAAGAGACAAGAUGGCGGGUUUUGACUUACAGCUGAUUGAGUAAAUUUGUGUUUUAACUAAACAUAGCUUUGCGAGAUUUUUAUAAGUAAGACUGAAUGUGUUUAAAUAUCGUUUUGCUGAUUUUUAAAUCUUUUUUCAAUACAAAAAUAUCUUGAGUGUAAAUGUGUAAAAUAUUUUUAAACAUUAUGUUAUUCUUUUCGAUUUUCUUAUUCUAUCUUUGUAGACUGAUUCUGGACAUUCCUUUGCUAUAUCUAAAAUUGUAGGAACUUUAUUUAAUACUUAAACUGAUCUUUUAUGUUUCAAUGAAAUAGGAUGUUUUUACCGAAGUAAUGAUGAGAAUUAUUUUAUGAAUUGUCAUACAUAUUAAAUGAAUGUAAAAAACUUUACUCAAUAUUGGUUUCAUUAAUUAUUAAAUUUAUAAAUAAAAUACAUAAAAACUAAUAUAAAGAAUAUAAGGAGACUUAUUUAAAAUUUCUUGAACGAUUUGUAGUUAAUUAUUAAUUUUGUCUUUUGAUUAUAUGUGAUCAAAAACCUAUUUAUCAAUAUUUUUAGUAAUAAGACAGAUUAUAAAAUGUAGUGAAUCUCCUAAUAAAUGAAUGUCGAGUUAUAUUUAUUGAAGUUUAUAUCGAAUUUACAAAAUUGUACCUAAUAUAUAAAUCAAAAUGGUGCUUAUAUUGUAACGGUUUUUGAACUUUUACAAUGUGUAUUACGUAUUUAUUGUAAGCUUGUGAUAGUUUUGUUAUGUAGAAAUAAAUCAUAAUAAUUUAGUAUAUUAGUGUUUUAUUUUGUAACUCUUCAAUAGUCCAACGGAUUAUUAAAAGGUUUGCAAUCUACGAUGGCACUCUGUCUCUUGUAUAUUAUGCCAAAUUAUGUAAAAGUUAAUUAGAUAACUUCCUUCAACUAUAUUAAAUAACAUUCUGACUGAGCAUUCUGACUUGAUUCGUUACCCUAUAGGCUAUAUAUAAAAUAAAAUAUCCUCUGUGAAUAUUUAUAAUAACGAUAAUAGCCGUAAAUUAAGUAAACGAUGCAAUACUCAGAAAAACUACAGAAAUUACAUUUUACGACAACAUUGAGCAAUAAUAUAACAAAACUAUUUAGAGAAUACGUCCUAAACUAUGUAAUAUGAAAUAUUUCAUAAUAUAAAACACGCUGUAGCUAUUAACUUUAUCAUUCGUUCUUAUUAUAGAAUGAUAGACUAUAGUCUAUAUUUGGCCUACUUUUUAUUAACUGUGCAAAUAGUCAAGUGACAAUUGACAUUUAUUUAUUUCGUGUGAUGCGAAUUUAUUGAAAAAAAAAGUUGCAGCCUUUUUAUGAUUUUACGAUGAAUAUUACCGACCUGACCUGAUCGCAGGUAUACGGUAGUCGCGUGUCGUGUAUUAUUGUGAUGGAAGUGAGGAGUGACCACAACGACAUGAGUCGUAGAGCGGGUGAACUCUUGCGGCGAAUCAACCGCAUCGCGGACGGUCCCAUGACUCGAAAGAAACUGGUAAUUAUAGUGCUAUUUGUUGUGUUUUUACUGCUCUACAUCGGGCCUUCUUUGAUGAACUGGCUCUUCAGCGAGGAGAGCGGGACGAGUCAUCAAAACGUGUGUCAGAAAAACUUUUUGAGUCCCUACGAGAACGCGCUCAAUGAGUACGAUGCCUAUAUGAGGCAAGAGACGUCGGCGACGCUCUCCUCUCUUAGCCACAACUAUGUGCCUUACGUCGGAAACGGCUUAUUGGGAAUGGCGUUGGAACACGAUUCACAUCUGAACAUUAAAUAUGGAAGGACUCUAUCCUUACCUCUCUACUAUCACCCUUUGUACAUAGUAGAUGAUUACGAGAUGAAAGAAUUCACUGUGUCAGACUACAAAAAUGGUAUCAUCAAUAGAUUCCAAUGUUCAAACACUGGUGUACAUAUUUCAUACCAAUAUUAUGCACACAGAACUAUACCAUCACUAUUUGUCCAAGAAAUAUGGAUAAACAACCCCACAAACAAAGAGAAGAUGUUACAUAUUUCAACACCCAGGGUAUCAGACUGGGAGACAGCUGUAAAACAGACCGUAAAGCUGCAUCAAGGUGUUGAUACAAAAGAAUAUGAAGUUGUUACAGGAAUGAUUACAAUACCUGACAGUGAAAAUGUUAUAGCAGCAGCUGUAGUGUCCAGGAAACUUAGUAACACCCUAAAAGUUGAGGCUCGAGAUGGACUAGACCUGCUUAUAUUAACUACGGUACAAUACAGCAGACCAAUCAAUAAAGCAGACUAUGCAAAACAUAAAGAUUUAGUGGAGAAAAAAGCUUUAGAAGAAAUGGAAAAAGUAAUAGCACUCACAGGUGACCGGCCAGCUGUUAAGAAGCUGAAGGAAAACCAUGCACGGGUAUGGCAGGGGCUCUGGUACACAGGAUUUUAUAUUUCUGACUCCAAAGCUGAAGGCAUCAUCAAUGGAGACCGUAUUAACGCGACAAUCUAUGCAAUAUUGUCACAAGUACGUAGCUAUGAACAUGAGGAGCAUAUAAAACCUGCAACAAAAUCUGAUAUAUUACGCUCCUUGACAUAUUCCGAAGGUUGCUAUGAAGGGCAUUCAACAUUAGAUGCUUUCAAUUUAUGGAAACCAUUAAAUAGUUUAGGCAAUCUGAAUGCAGUGGCCAGUGUGUGGUUAUUGACAUUAGAAAAGCAAGGCUGCCACAAUCUGUUAAGAGCUGGUGCAAGUGGGGUGAACCAGGCAAUGAUACUUAGUUUUGGUAGCUUACGUUUCAGCAACCAACACUUAGAAUACAACAUCCAUCCAUCAAAACUGCACAGAGAUUUCUUAUUUAGACGCAUUAAUUAUGGCAACAUGACACAUGUCAACAUUAGUGUAAUCGUCCAAGAGGACAACAAAGCAGCUAUAUUUGUUGCUCUAGAUCGGUCAGACAAAACUUACUAUGCUUGUGAUGGAGGUUGUUUAGAUUCUCCUGUUCAGCUGGGACCGUACAGGAAAUACUUCCCGGUGAAGUUAACGGAGCCUUUAACUGCUAUAUUGUACAUCACCGCAGAUAAGCAACACAUGGAGGACUUACGGCACGCCAUCCAUGUAAAGGAGGUUGUGGAAGCUCCUCCUCACGAAAACCAUAUAAUAGCCUUGCAUAAACAUGGCCACAGUUUGGGUGGUCUAAAUCCAUUGUUCUGGAUAUCUAUAAUAGUUCUCAUUGUGGUCUUCCAUCUCUUCCUAUGCAGAAUAAUAAUGAAUGAGUUCUGUGACAGUGGAGUGAGUUACAGAAGGCUUUAUAACAAACCUUGAACUCUUAUAAAUUUGUAUACAAACAAAUAUGGUUACAAUGUCUGUAGUUUGUUUCCCUUUGCACAAAUUAAUUUGGGAAAUAGAGCUCAAUUGUAUUACAAUUAGACCAUGUUAAAGGGACAAGUUUAUCGUUUUAGAAAAUUGUGAUUGUAAAUUUGAGGCAAAUGUAUAUUUAGUAACUAUUGAAAGCAUUGACCUUGCAAUUUUUUUAUUUAAUUUUCUUUUAUGUAUGCAUAUAUUGUCUGAAUCUUUUCAUAAACCAUUAUUAUGAAGCAAGUACUGCCACUAGUUUAUAAAGUAAUGAAAUAAUAUUCUAAAAUCUGAAAAUUAUGAUUGUUAAUAAAAAAGCAAUAAUAACAAAAAUAAUAUGUACCUACUUGUCUAUUUGUCACUACUUCUGUUUAUCUUUGUGGCCUAAAAGUCCCUGCUGUACCAUUUUAAACAAAUAAGCAAUAAAUAUACGAGAAAUGUAAUUUUGAAAUAUGCAGCACAUUUGUUUUCGCUAUUUGGUAGUAAUUGAGAUAUUAGGGAAAUCUGCCAAUAUAUAUUUUAAUAGUCAUUAAUUAGCGUAUAUUUAAUAUAAUUGGAGCUUAAAUAAUGGAUUUCCCCAAUAUUAGUCAUGGUGACAAUGUAUCUUGAUCUCUAAUGUGGCACAAUAAUAAGUAAUAAAAAACUGAUUGAAGGUCAUUUGUAUUGUGUGAAUAUGUACAUUGUGUUUGUUUAUGAAAGUAUUAUUUAGAUUAUAAAUUAAGUUGCACAACAUUCAUAUAAGGAGAAUAUUUAAUUUUAGCGGCUUUAUUGCUAUGCUCAUAUUUAAGCUAAUUUUAUUGCUUCAUAUAAACAAUUGGAGCCAAAAGAGCAAGAAUGAUUCACAUGCAAAUUCAAAAACAAGACUUUUUAAUGUAUUGGAGAAGUAAGAAUUUAACUUUUCACUUUUCACUUUUCAAAUUAUAAACUACUGCACAAUGCUAAUUAGACCUGGCAGAUAAAAAUUGUUUCUGGAUUUGGAUAAAUCCAGCUAUUCUUGCACUAGUGGCUUCAAAAUACCCAAUAUGUUAAUCUGCUUUUUAUGUGAAAAAAUUCUAUUAUUUUUAUCUGACCUAUUUAAUCUCCCUACAAUUCCAUUCAUAUUAAAUGUCCUAAACAUCACAGGAUUGGUCAUAUCAGUCAUAUAGUUUAUUGUCCUACAAUUUCCAAAGUGAAUUUUAUCUAAAUCUGUUAAAUGAGAUUAUCUGAAUGGUUUCCUGUGUUGCAUUACCUUGAUACCAAUUUGCACUAUCAAGCAUAUACUAUGAAUAACAUACAAAAUGAAUGUAUUCUAUAAUCAGAUACAAAAAGGAAAAUAAAAUACAUAAAUUAUACCUACAUUAUUUUUUAUAAUACAGGUAAAAAGAUGGGUAUCAUUAAAUUUCUGUAUUCCCUGA